Molecule: messenger RNA, 1362 nt
Organism: Trichophyton verrucosum HKI 0517
Lineage: Eukaryota; Fungi; Ascomycota; Eurotiomycetes; Onygenales; Arthrodermataceae
Product: disulfide isomerase, putative
Exons: 2
Coding region: 1-1362 (453 amino acids)
Biological process (GO): response to endoplasmic reticulum stress
Cellular component (GO): endoplasmic reticulum lumen
Molecular function (GO): protein disulfide isomerase activity; protein-disulfide reductase activity
Source: RefSeq, a predicted model, not a curated record
AUGUCUCUAUUCUAUGCUCCGUGGUGUGGCCACUGCCGGAACCUGAAGCCAGCAUAUGAGAAAGCUGCUAAGAACCUUGACGGUCUUGCAAAUGUUGCCGCAGUUGAUUGCGACGAUGACAAGAACAAACCUUUCUGUGGCCAGAUGGGAGUCAAGGGAUUUCCAACCCUUAAGUUAGUUAUUCCGUCGAAGAAGCCUGGAAAGCCCAGGGUUCAAGGCUACCAGGGAGCUCGAAGUGCAAAGGCUAUUGGUGAAGCUGUUAUUGAUAAUAUGCCAAACCAUGUCAAGAGGCUCACUGACAAGAAUAUUGAUGAAUGGUUCUCCCUGGGCAAUGAUACCACAAAGGCAAUUCUGUUCUCCGAGAAAGGUGCCACUGGCCCUACUUUGAAAGCACUAUCCUGUGAUUUCCUUGGCUCCAUUUCAUUUGGUCAAAUCCGGAACAAGGAGAAGUCUGCCGUUGAACUAUUUGGCAUCUCAAAGUUCCCAGCUUUGGUCCUUCUCCCCGGUGGUGAUAAGGAAUCCAUCUUAUAUGAUGGAGAGAUGAAAAAGCAGCCGAUGAUGGAGUUCCUUAGCCAGAUAGCUGAGCCGAAUUCCAAACAGGCACCUGAAAAGCCAAAACAAACGAAGAAAGCUGAUAAAUCCUCCAAGUCAUCAAGCACCCCAGAAAAGCCAGAUGAUUCCGCUGAACCAGACAGUUCGAAGGAUAAGUCCGAGGACAGCACUACGCCUGAAGACUCCAAGAGUUCAGAAAGUACUGAAAAGGAAGAAACUGGACGAAAGACACCACCACUACGGUCACUCGCAUCCAAGAUAGAUCUCAAAACUACCUGUCUAUCAGACACCACAGGAACAUGUUUACUUGCCCUGGUCUCAUUACCAGAAUCUCCUUCUGCUCCACCGCCACCCGCGACGAUGGAGAUGAUAACCGCUCUUGGUGAGAUUUCGCACAAGUACACAAAGAGUCACGCAAAUAUCUUCCCGUUCUACCUUGUCCCUGAAGUUACCGAGGAAAUUACCAAUUUCAAGAAGCUGGUCGACAUCCCAUCCGAUGGUGAAUUAAAGAUCGUCGUUGUCAAUGGCAGAAGAGGCUGGUAUAAGUUCUAUAACCCCGAAGAGAGAGGUGGAUUUAGCCAUGCAGGCUUGGAAAAGUGGAUUGACGCCGUCAAAUUUGGUGAAAUGGAGAAGAAGAAGAUCCCAGAGGGCGCUUUAAUCGUAGAUGCACCUCAAAAACCUGCCAAGUCUGAGGAGACUCCAGAGGAAACUAAGGACAAAGUCGAUGAGACAGCUCCAGAGCCAGAGCCAGAACAAGAGCCAAUCCAGGAUUCCAAGGAAGCUCAGCAGCAAGGGCACGAGGAGUUAUGA